UAAUUUUAGUAUUAAAUCGCUUCCUAAUAGAUUUGUCCCUGCUUCUGGAAUUAACGGAAAUUUGAUACUAGCUGAUCAGUUUUUAUAUUUCAUUUUUGUCUCCUUUAAGAUUUUUGCUCUAAAUCCUUCUCCUUUUACCCCAGAGAUAAAAAGUUUUUCUUGUGAACAAGUUACACUAGAUGGAAGAUAACAAACUGAGGAGUGAGCUGCUUCUGACUCGAUUAAAAAGGUAAUAAGCUCAGGUUUAGGUCCUACUUCUAAAUUUACCAAGGGCUCUUGGUGGGACUCAAGAUAAAAAGAUAGAGCCCCUGACUUCCCUAGUCUUCUUCAAAAGCCAUAAGUGAGAUGAUUUUUCUUCUUUUUCCCAUUUGGGACAUUGUCUUUUAAAGUGACCUAUUUUUCCACAUUUGAAACAUUUGUUCUGUGAUUUCUUAGUAAUAUCUGGCCAGCUAUUGGUGACAAAGUGGAGCUUUAACAUUCCUUGUCCAAGGGGGUCUUCUGAUUCUAGGCCAGCAUAUUUUUCUCAUUUGCUCUUUAAGCCUUUCUAAAAAUUCUAUCGGUCCCUCAUCUUUUCCCUGUUUUAUAUUAAAGGCCUUGGUAAGAUUUUGGGUGUGGGGCACUGAUUCUCAAAUUCCUUUUAUUACCAUCUCCCUAAGGUCUCUCAUACUUCCUCGAUGGGCUAUACUGUUGUUAUCCCAUUGAGGAUCCUGGGCUGGGAAUUAUGUUCAGCCACUGGAACAUUCUGACCAGGAGGGUGUUCACGUUCCCAAAUGGUCAUAGUGGUCCUGCAUAUCAUGCUCCUUUCUUCUCCUGAGAAUAAGAUGCCUAAGAUAGACAUUAACUCAUCCAAAGUAUAUAACUGGGGUCCUAAAACUGAUUGAUUUGAUCUGCCACUCCAUAAGGGUCAUCUAAGAGUGGUUUAAGCUUCUUUUUUAGGUUUAGGGGAGGGGUCUGUGGUGGCAGCUGCUUGGGGAGAGGAAGGUUCUUUAGUCCAAACAAAACAGAGUAUUUUAUCAUUUGCUGCUUUUUCUUGUGUUUGGUCCUUUCAUUAUCCUUCCAAUAUUCUAACAUUAGGCCUAGGGGACUAUCAGAGGGGAUAUUAUCACGAUCAUGAUUUUUCCUAUCUUUUGUCUUACUUGAUGUAUUUCCCAUCCUGGAGAAAGUGUUUAUCCCUGGGGCGCAAUCUUUCUUACUAGAGAUUUCUUGCACCCUGGCGAGUCUGUGGGGCUCAACUUCUCCUACUAGAGAUUUCUCACACUCUUCAGCUUUCGCUUCAUCCUUCAUCUGCUUCCCUUGUGGUAAUUUUCAGGUCCCUCUUAGCAUAGGCAGGUUGAUAUAAACCCCACAACAGGCAAACUGCCUUCAAGCCAUAUGAGGUGACUGCAGAAUCAGAUCCAGACUCUGCACUUGCUCUGCACUCAAUUGUGCAUCUUACUCCCUCACUUUCAACCUCCAGGAUGUCCCGACCACCAAGGAAAUACUUCACCACCCCCAAGGUUUUUCUUACCUUGGUCUGUGCACAGAGUUACCUGGUCGCCACAGUAUCUGUAGGCCUUUUCUUCUCGCAUUGCUGGAAUCCAGGUUUAUUCAUCACACCAGACAAUGAGGAAAAGAGAGAAAGGAGACGCCUCUGGAGGCCAGGGAGCUGAGAGCCACCUUGAGAAUGCCAAGCUGGGGAAGUAUUUAGGGGAACUACUUCCUGCUUCCUUCCAAGCAAAACAGUAAAAAAUAAAAAUCCCUGAGACAAUACUUCCUUAGCCUUAUGAACCCUGAAAAUCUGAGACAAGUCUCAGUUAAUUUAGAAAGAAAGUUUAUUUUGCCAAGGUUGAGGAUGCAAACCCAUGACACAGCAACAGGAGGUCCUGACUAUGCGCCCAGGGUGGUCAGAGCACAGUUUGGUUUUAUACAUUCUAGGGAGACAUGAGGCACAAUUAAUAUAUGUAAGAUGAACACUCGUUCGGUCUGGGAAAGGCGGGUCAACUCAAAGCUGGGAGGAGGCUUCUAGGACUUAGGUAGAUUAGAGACGUGGUUGCAUUCUUUUGAGUUUCUGAUUAGCAUCUCCAAAAGAGGCAAUCAGAAGAUAUGCAUUUAUCUUAGUGAGCAGAGGGAUGACUUUGAAUAGAAUGGGAGACAGGUUUGCCCAAAGCAGUUCCCAGUUUGACUUUUCCCUUCAGCUUAAGUGAUUUUGGGGCCCCAAGUUGUUUUCCUUUCACAGCUUACUUUCUUCCUUCCAGAGGUGGCUGUGGACAAUUGCACGGGGUUUGGACUCGAUAAGGACAGAAGGUGAAGCUGCAAGGCAUUAGAUACGGGAAUGGAGAAAAAUACAGGCUGGAGUGUUGUCCUCAUAGGAGGUGAUGACCGAGGAGUAGGGAAGUCAGAGGAUGAGACCCCCGAGGCCAACAGCACAGAGUGACAGGAGCAUACAGCAGGACUUUGGGUCACCCAAGGAGACAGUGAUGUUGUUGAAGAAGUCAGAGGAGGCGCCAUCAGCAAUCAGAGGAUUGCUCUGACUGGCAGCUAAGAGCUGGAGGACAUCAAAAAAUACCACUGGAGUGAGCCAUAACUGGUGGCUGCUCUUAUGCCAAUGACCCUCCCCAAUUCCUCCUACCUCCUAGAAGACAAGAUGUGUGAGGGGAACAAGACCACUAUGGCCAGCCCCCAGCUGAUGCCACUGGUGGUGGUCCUGAGCACUAUCUCCUUGGUCACAGUGGGGCUCAACCUGCUGGUGCUGUAUGCUGUACGGAGUGAGCGGAAGCUCCACACCGUGGGGAACCUGUACAUCGUCAGCCUCUCGGUGGCAGACCUGAUCGUGGGUGCUGUCGUCAUGCCUAUGAACAUCCUCUACCUGCUCACGUCCAAGUGGUUACUGGGCCGUCCUCUCUGCCUCUUUUGGCUUUCCAUGGACUACGUGGCCAGCACAGCGUCCAUUUUCAGUGUCUUCAUCCUGUGCAUUGAUCGCUACCGCUCUGUCCAGCAGCCCCUCAGGUACCUUAAGUAUCGUACCAAGACCCGAGCCUCGGCCACCAUUUUGGGGGCCUGGUUUCUCUCUUUUCUGUGGGUUAUUCCCAUUCUAGGCUGGAAUCACUUCAAGCAGCAGACCUCGGUGCGCCGAGAGGACAAGUGUGAGACAGAUUUCUAUGAUGUCACCUGGUUCAAGGUCAUGACUGCCAUCAUCAACUUCUACCUGCCCACCUUGCUCAUGCUCUGGUUCUAUGCCAAGAUCUACAAGGCCGUACGACAACACUGCCAGCACCGGGAGCUCAUCAAUGGAUCCCUCCCUUCCUUCUCAGAAAUUAAGCUGAGGCCAGAGAACUUCAAGGGGGGUGCCAAGAAACCAGGGAAGGAGUCUCCCUGGGAGGUUCUUAAAAGGAAGCCAAAAGAUGCUGGUGGUGGAUCUGUCUUGAAGUCACCAUCCCAAACCCCCAAGGAGAUGAAAUCCCCAGUUGUCUUCAGCCAAGAGGAUGAUGGAGAAGUAGACAAACUCCACUGCUUUCCACUUGAUAUUGUGCAGAUGCAGACUGCGGCAGAGGGGAGUAGCAGGGACUAUGUAGCCGUCAACCAGAGCCAUGGCCAGCUCAAGACAGAUGAGCAGGGCCUGAACACACAUGAGGCCAGCGAGAUGCCAGAGGAUCAGACGUUAGGUGAUAGCCAAUCUUUCUCUCGAACAGAUUCAGAUACCAUCACAGAGACAGCACCAGGCAAAGGCAAAUUGAGGAGUGGGUCUAACACAGGCCUGGAUUACAUCAAGUUUACUUGGAAGAGGCUCCGCUCACAUUCGAGACAGUAUGUAUCUGGGUUGCACAUGAACCGCGAAAGGAAGGCCGCCAAACAGUUGGGUUUUAUCAUGGCAGCCUUCAUCCUCUGCUGGAUCCCUUACUUCAUCUUCUUCAUGGUCAUUGCCUUCUGCAAGAGCUGUUGCAAUGAACAUCUGCACAUGUUCACCAUCUGGCUGGGCUAUAUCAACUCCACGCUGAAUCCCCUCAUCUACCCCUUGUGCAAUGAGAACUUCAAGAAGACGUUCAAGAGAAUUCUGCAUAUUCGCUCCUAGGGGAGGCUCUGAGAGGAUGCAACAAAACGAUUCUUACGAUGUCCAACAAGGGGAAAUAGAGGAUGAAGGCCUGUGUGUUGCCAGGCAGGCACCUAGGCUUUCUGGAAUCCAAACCACAGUCUUAGGGGCUUGGUAGUUUGGAAAGUUCUUAGGCACCAUAGAAGAACAGCAGAUGGUGGUGAUCAGCAGAGAGAUUGAACUUUGAGGAGGAAGCAGAAUCUUUGCAAGAGAAUCAGACCUGUUUCUUGUAACUGGGUUCAAAAAGAAAAAAAAGAGAAUCAGACCUGGAUGGAGCUCUCCUGCUCCCCAGGAACUAUGGGAGCCUCAGACUCUCAUUGUAAUUCAAGCUUUCUAAGUCAAAUGAUUGACAACUGAAGGGACACGUGGCUAGGGUUCCACUGGAGAAUUGAAAAGAACUCUUGAGUCCUCCUAGAAUGGAGCUGUAUGACUGCAGAGACCUUAUCCAUGCGAAUAGUUGCUGUCCCCUUCCAGGGGUCACCUUGAGAGGCAUGACAGCUGUUCCACAGGGGCCCCCUUCUCAGAAAACUUCUCUUCUGAGCCUCUUUUACAGCUUUCUCCAGAACCAGUGUCUAAACCACCCUGGAAAUUCUGCCUUAUUAUUUCUUACUCACACAUGUUUAGAGUGGAUAGAAAAUUAUGCAGCUUGCACACCCAUCGUCUUUAACCCCCAAUUUCCUUUGGCUAUUAAAAAAGUGGUGGCAAAAGGUGUCCUCAAAAGAAAGAGAAAUGAAAUAUUUUUGAAUUGUUGCACGUUAAAAAUUAAAAGAAGGAAUGGGGGCAGAAUGCCAUAUUUUUUGAGGGGUGUACUAGGUUUGUCUCAUUUAAGUCCAGCAAUGUUCUAACUCUAGUUUGCAGAGGAGCAAAUUGAGGUGCAGCAAGGUGAGAGAGGUACCCAAGGUCACAUAGCUAGUUAUUUGAGAAAGUUAGAAUACAAAUCCUCUGGGGUUCCAACUUAUUGUAGCAUAUUUUCUCCAAAAGGCAAAAAUGUGUCCUCUUGGCUGGGCGUCGUAGCUCAAGCCUAUAAUCCCAGCACGUUGGGAGGCCGAGGUGGGCAGAUCAUUUGAGGCCAGGAGUUCAAGACCAGUCUGGCCAAUAUGGCGAAACCUUGUCUAUACUAAAACUAAAAAAUUAUCUGGGCAUGGUGGGGCAUGCCUGUAGCCCCAGUUACUCAGGAGGCCAAGGCACAAGAAUCGCUUGAACCCAGGAGGUGGAGGUUGCAGUGAGCCAAGAUCAUGCCACUGCACUCCAGCCUGGGCAACAGAGCAAGACUCUGUCUCAGAAAAACAUAAAUAAAUAUAAUAUUUUAACAAUGUGCCCUCUUAAGUGUGCAUACAUACACAUAUACAGUAUUCCCAAGAGUGGUGGCAGCUCAAAAUGGUAUGUUGAGUAGCCGAACAGCUGACAUGGAGUUCCUGUGCACCUACAGAAGGUGAGGCUUUGAAGGAUCCAAGUGCAUUUUUAUCUGUGAGUUCUGUUGCAUUUGUCAAACAGUCAUUGUAAUCUUUCAUAGCCAUACCUGUUAAGCAAAAACUGGCAAAGACAUAGGAACAUAUAGUUUUACUUGGUGUUUAUGUUGCAAUCUGCUUGUGAUUUAUGUUUUAAAACUUGAUGCUAAACCAUAAUAUGUAUAACAAAUGGAGCAAGCUGAUAUUUUGUAUUUUGUGUUCCUCUUUGCAUGAUCUGUUAACAUGAGAUAUUUUUACCUACCUAAAAUAUGAUGUUUAAAAGCAUACUGUAUGUGAUUUAUUUAUUUCUACCUUUCUGAGUCUCUUGGACUAAGAAGAUGUAUUGAAAUGUACCACCACAUGUUAACAAAAGUUUGAUAUGGGGUUUCUCUUUGGUUUCUGAUCACAUUUGUAAAUGUCUUUUCAAAAGGAUUUACUUUUUAUUAAAAGCUUCAUUCUCACUUUGCUUUGCACUCCCCAAACUUCUUGUUCAGAACUAGGGGAGUUUAGGAGACUUUAAUCCCAGUUUCAGAAGCUGCAGCUGGUCUGUUUCCAGGUCAGAAACCAUUGUUCAGAAGACCUCCCUAUGAGAGAGCUGCUCCUCAGGGUCCCUCAGGACCAAAGAACACUCCGAAAGAGCACUCCACAUGGACAAGUAGCUAAGUAUCCAUUCUUUAUCAUGAACAAUCGAGGCGACUAGUGGAGAGAACUGAUUGUGAACUCUGCCUCUGAGUCAAAGAGACCUGGAUUUGAGUCUGACAAGAACAAUAAAUGGUCAAUAAAUAUAAAUUAUCAGAGUCUAAGGAA
This is a messenger RNA of Rhinopithecus roxellana (golden snub-nosed monkey), 6321 nucleotides long. RefSeq names its product histamine receptor H1 (gene HRH1). The coding region runs from base 2579 to 4048 and encodes 489 amino acids. Gene Ontology annotation, cellular component: membrane; dendrite. The transcript is spliced from 3 exons. Gene Ontology annotation, molecular function: G protein-coupled serotonin receptor activity; neurotransmitter receptor activity; histamine receptor activity. Gene Ontology annotation, biological process: G protein-coupled receptor signaling pathway, coupled to cyclic nucleotide second messenger; chemical synaptic transmission; regulation of vascular permeability. The record is from RefSeq and is a predicted model, not a curated record. Lineage: Eukaryota; Metazoa; Chordata; Mammalia; Primates; Cercopithecidae.